GAUCGCUCCAAUCGUCGUCGUCGGCAGAAUCUGCAAGAGUCACGAGCGCCAUGCAGGCGACACGUGUCGGCGGCAGCCCCACGCCCGGGCGGGCAGUUUCCCGCCCUGCAUUGUGGUCAUUAUCCGACCGAAAAAGCGCGGCUACGCAGCGGGUGGACGUCGUAGGACGAGGGGGCUCGGACCACGUGUCUGUCUCUUAUGUUGCCACGUGGCUCGAGCAGCAGCUGCUUCCACGCAGUCAGCGUCACGCUGGCGAAUCGUCGUCCACGUAUGCAUGUCGCUCCUUUCGCCUCCCACCACCAAUCAGCAGAUUGACUGUGAAGAAGCUGGGCAGAUCUGGCGGGAACGGCAAGCAUGGCGGGAGGGGCUGGAACGGCGGGAACUGCAGCCUGGUGCCACAUAGCGGUACUCAGGGAAUAACCGGUCAGUUAUGGACAGCGGAGAGGGGAGUAGGAGAGGAGAGUAGCGUAAGGGAGAAAGAGAGAGGAAUUAGAAGGGAGGAGAGAGCGGGGGCAGGGAGGAGAGGAGUCUAUGCCUGGGGGGUGAACCGUGGUACAGGCAUCGCCGCUGCUGCACGGCGUGCCUGCGAGCAGGUAAUAAACGACAUCGAAAAGUGCAAGCUGCCUUCCUCACACUUCGUCAGCAGAGCCGAUCGACUACCGGUAGGCGCUGGCGCUGGGACUGGCCGACCGGCCUCUCGAAUCGGCUCACCACCGUACCCUUCUCUUACCCCUUUGCGGUCUGUACUACCCGCCUUCCCUCGAACACAACGCACCCUCAUUAUGAAUGCAUACAAGCUAGCUUUCCGGUCCGAUACCGUCAAGAGGAGGAUGCGUAGUGUUCGGGGGAAGACGGUAGUGUUCUCCCGUACACGGUUCGUCGUCGACGGCAGCCUACUAGACGACGACCUGUACUCUAGCUUCAAUGGCAGGACACCAUAUCCAUCCUCCUCUUCACAUCCUCCGAUUCCAUCAUCUCCCUCAUCUGCGUCAUUCUCCACACCACCUUUUCUAUUCUCCCAACCUUCACCAUCUUCACCUUCUUCUUCUUCAUCAUCUUCGCUUCCUCCUCCUCCUCCUCCUCCUCCUCCUUCUUCUUCUUCUUCUUCUUCUUCUUCUUCUUCGUUAAUAGCUGGUAGUGCACCGAUCAUCACAACGAAGGCCAAGGAGGAGGAGGAAGCAAUUGAACGUCCUUUACUGAGCUUCCAAGGAGGGGGGAUCUUCUUCUACUGGCAAUUGGGAGCGGCUAGGGCGCUGUCUAGACACUUCGACUUGGACAAAGCGGACAUGGCCGGGGCCAGCGCGGGGGCCCUGGCGGCUACCUUGGCAGCCUGCGAGGUGGAUGCCGAGGAGGCCACGAAGCUUGCAUUUCAGUUGUCCUUAGAUAAUAGGGUGUGGGACCGUCCGACGGGAUUGGGCGGCAUUUGGGGCCCCAUGAUAAGGUCGUGGCUGGACGAGUUGCUGCCGCCCAAUGCCGCCCAGCUGUGUGACGGUCGAUUGCACAUAUACGUGCUGGAGCUGCCGAGCCUCCGUCGCCGCAGUCCGGCAUUUGUCAGAAGAGGAGUGUGCCAGUUCCAUAGCAAGCGCGACCUGAUUGAUGCCUGCAUGGCCAGUGUUCAUAUCCCCUUCUUCAUCGACGGCGGUGCUUGCGCUCGAUUCCGAGAUCGAUGGUGUGUGGACGGCUCCUUCCUCGCCUCUAAACACUCCAUAUCUCCAUAUCCUGACAGACCUACAGUGUGGGUCGAUUACAUGGACGAUGAGGAUCUAGCAUCUCAACGGCUACGAUUCCUGAGCCUCGGUGCGCAGGGAGAGGGACCGCAGAGGACUUGGCAGUGGCUGCUCACCAUGAUUAGCAAAGGCGAGGCUCACGUCGAGAAGCUUCUCUCCGAUCACAAGCUAGCUGCUCUCGAUCCCAUCAGGAAAAAAAUGUAGAAGCUUCGUCAGAGAAGGUCCUUCCCGAGAACCAGCUAUGGUAGCUACCCUCUG
This is a messenger RNA of Chara braunii, 1985 nucleotides long. The record is from the annotation of a GenBank genome assembly. NCBI's taxonomy places the organism in Eukaryota, Viridiplantae, Streptophyta, Charophyceae, Charales, Characeae.